Nezara viridula (southern green stink bug) is the source of this 1403-nucleotide messenger RNA. NCBI's taxonomy places the organism in Eukaryota, Metazoa, Arthropoda, Insecta, Hemiptera, Pentatomidae. The record is from the annotation of a GenBank genome assembly.
GGCCGUGUAAUUAUCAUAGUAGCAGUGGACUUUCCCAGUUGUCGUCGUUUGGGUUAUUGGAUUUUGGCUGUGUCUUUUCGUUUGGACUCUUCUGCAAUUAGAAGUGAAAUAUGACUGCCCACGAUCAGAUGAGGGCAAUGCUAGACCAGUUGAUGGGGACUGGCAGAAAUGGAGAAAACAACCGUUACCAAGUCAAGUUCUCAGAUACCAAAGUGUGCAAAAGUUUUUUACUUGGUUGCUGCCCUCAUGAAAUCCUAUCAUCCACGAGGAUGGACCUAGGGGAAUGCCCUAAGAUCCACGAUCUAGCCUUACGAGCAGACUUCGAACAUGCUAGCAAGACGAGGGAUUACUAUUAUGACAUUGACGCUAUGGAACAACUUGAAGCAUUUAUAUCAGACUGUGAUCGCCGUACUGAAGUAGCAAAGCAACGUUUAUUGGAGACCCAAGAGGAACUUUCUGCUGAAGUUGCUGAAAAGGCGAAUGUUGUUCAUGAGCUUGCAGAAGAAAUUGGUAAAAAAUUGGCUAGAGCUGAAGCAUUAGGAGAAGAAGGUCUUGUAGAUGAAUCUCUAAAGCUGAUGGGUGAAAUUGAUGAACUUCGUAAAAAAAAACUUGAAGCUGAAGAGGUUUAUCGCAAUUCAAUGCCAGCAAGUAGUUACCAACAACAGAAAUUGAGAGUUUGUGAAGUCUGUUCUGCUUAUCUUGGCAUCCAUGAUAAUGAUCGUCGUUUGGCUGAUCAUUUUGGAGGAAAGUUACAUCUAGGUUUUAUCACCAUCAGAGAAAAACUUGACCAGUUGAGAAAAUCCGUUGAAGAAAGAAGAACUCAACGAAAGGCAGAAGGACGUGAUAGAGAUCGUGAGAGGGAACGAGAAAGAGAGGAUAGGAGCAGAUAUCGGGAAAGAGAGAGAGAUAGGAGAUCAGGGCGGUCACAUAGAUCGAGGAGUACUUCCAGGUCAAGAUCUCACCGAUCACGAGACAGAUCACGAUCCCGAGAAAGUCGAAGAAGAGACCGUUGAUAUCUUGUUUUAUUCAACACUUAAGACACUAUUUUUAACAUUAUCAACACUGUUUAUCUGAUAUGUUUCCUUUUGUAGAGUUUUUGUUUAUUUUUUGUUAUAUAUCCACGUGUACGAUAAUAAAUUAAUUUGUCACUUUUAAGUUAUCAUAAAUUAUAUCAAUAGGCUUGUUUUAGAUUUAAGUGGAAUGAAUUUUUAUUUUUAUGAGUUUCACAUUUUUUUCUUGCAAAAUGAUGGUAUUUUGUUAGUCAAAAAUGUUUUUUUCUUCUCAUUGUACAUGUUUUGAGGAUUAAAUGAUAGAAAAUAAAUUUCUAUUGUUUAUAUUAAGAAAUUAUAUUGAAUAAACAAAAACUAUGUAUUAUUAUUUAGCUUAUUUAUUUUCUACAAAUU